AUGGAGGAGUUAGACUGGUCUGCUCUCCCAAGGGAGCUUCUAAAUCUGAUAUCAAAAGGAAUUGACAACAAGAUCGAUCUCAUUCGCUUUCGAUCGGUAUGUUCCAAUUGGCGUCGCUCUUCCUCCGUCUCAAAUCACCAUCUCAAUUUAACUAUCAAGUUUCCACUCCUUGAUUUCUCAUAUAUACUCUCUAAUCCCAUCGACACCACCAAUACUUUAUUCUUUUCCCUGUCCAGACGUAGUAUCUUCCUCAUCAAACCACAGCAACACCAACACCAAUUAACCCUUGAUCGUCCUUGGUUGUUGCGAAUUACCCAAAACGAAAGUGGAAAAAUCAAACUCUUCCUCCCACUCAUGUCAUAUCACUCACCUUCAAUCUCUUUUUAUCUUCCUCAUCUACUUGAUUUCAACAAUCUAUCGGUCCGACAUUUAGGAACUGAUUUUUUCGUGGGCAGCGAGUUCUUUUUCCUCAAUAAAUCAUCAUUUUUCUCCAAUUACAUGUACCCUGAAAAGGUUAUUUCCGUUGGAGAAAAACCACUCGCUAUUGGCAUAUUAAAACCCUGUACCCCUCAGCCAGUUCUUUUUCGCUGCAGUGAUGAGUGUUGGAAGCAGAUCUCCGACAUCUCGACCACCUUUGGAGAUAUCUGUGUGUUUAGAGGGCAGAUUUACGUUGUUGAUAAACGUGGAAGGACAGUUAAGAUUCGACUGGAUUCCACGGUUGAUUUAGUGGCUCAACAUGUUGUAGGUGGUGGGGAUAGAAAGUUGCUGGUAGAGAGUGACGGUGAGUUGUUGUUAGUCGACAUUUACGAGUGUUUACGUUUUAGUAUUGAAGUGUUCAGGUUUCAUGAGAAAGAGAAGAAAUGGGUGAAGUUGAAAAAUUUAGGGGAUAGGGUUUUGUUCCUUGUGAAUGGAUGUUCAUUUUCUGCUUCUGCUUCAGAUUUGUGUGUUUCCAAAGGGAAUUGUGUCAUCUUUAUUGACGAUGCGUUCCUAUCUCUUCUAGGAACGUGCAAUGUGGGAAUCGUGUCUUUCAUUUGGAUCAAGGUCGGCUUUCGUCUAUGUCUCGUUAUCCUGAAUACUUCAACUUGUUCUGGCCACCUCCGGAUUGGAUCUUCAAAAGCUGAGUAUGCCAUCUUGCAUUGA
Messenger RNA from Medicago truncatula (barrel medic), 1140 nucleotides. Its product is annotated as F-box protein SKIP23. NCBI's taxonomy places the organism in Eukaryota, Viridiplantae, Streptophyta, Magnoliopsida, Fabales, Fabaceae. The transcript has a single exon. The record is from RefSeq and is a predicted model, not a curated record. Gene Ontology annotation, molecular function: protein binding. The coding region runs from base 1 to 1140 and encodes 379 amino acids.